GGCCGAGAGCAGAGCACUGCUUUAUUCCCCUGCAGAACACAGGCGGAAAGCGGUUCACCGCACAGCGCACCAGGCUAGUUUCCAUCCUCCAUCCAUCACUGCAGGUGAAUGAUUGGACUCGUUACUGCGGCAAUGUGGACCUUCCGAUCAUCUUUCCCAGUUUAAUGAGUGGAUCCCUUCUGAAGGUGAUAGUCUGAGGCAGCCUGCAAGAUGCCAGAACAGAGCAACGAUUACAGGGUUGUAGUAUUCGGAGCGGGGGGCGUGGGGAAGAGCUCGCUGGUGCUGAGGUUUGUCAAAGGGACCUUCCGGGAGAGCUACAUCCCCACCAUCGAAGACACUUACCGCCAGGUCAUCAGCUGCGACAAAAGCAUCUGCACUUUACAGAUCACAGACACCACGGGAAGUCACCAAUUCCCGGCCAUGCAGCGCCUUUCCAUCUCCAAAGGGCAUGCCUUUAUCCUCGUGUACUCCAUCACUAGCAAACAGUCUCUGGAAGAGCUGAAGCCCAUCUACGAGCAAGUGUGCCAGAUCAAGGGGGACGUGGAGAGCAUUCCCAUCAUGCUGGUGGGCAACAAGUGCGAUGACACCCUGAGGGAGGUGCAGGCCAGCGAUGGCGAAUCCCAGGCCAAGCGCUGGAAGUGCGGCUUCAUGGAAACCUCUGCCAAGACCAACCAUAAUGUCAAGGAACUCUUUCAGGAACUGCUGAAUCUGGAGAAGCGCAGGGCCGUGAGCCUACAGAUCGACGGCAAGAAAUCCAAGCAGCAAAAGAGGACAGAGAAACUCAAGGGGAAGUGUGUCGUUAUGUGAACUGUCUCCAACCGAAUAGCAACAAAAUGCAUACCUUCUGGACAACGGACUGAGCAGAUUCACAAAAAAAAGGUCGGCUCGGGGGCAAGUGACCCUGUUGCCAACCGUUGGGGUUAUCUCCCAGAUGAAACGUGCAUUUUAAAAAAAAUCCUUUUAAGCCAAAAUUACGUUUCAAAAUAAAGUCCAAUUUCAAAACUGUCAAUUUGCUCUGAUGGACUCGGUGUGCAUUCGUAAUGAGUAGCUAAGCUGCUUGUUUAAAUGAUCCGAAUGCACCGUGGAUAUUUAUAUUCCAAAAAAAGCAGCUAGUAAAAGCACACUCAUUUUUCCGUGUUCAAUCACGGAUUUUUUUUAAUUUAUUAAAGCAUAGGGACAUAUUCACAAUAAGUAGCACCUUAAUCACCGCAAGCGGAUGAAUAUUAGGUCCUUUUUUCAAAGAAAACGAAAUAAAUGGUUUCAAUCAAUAUGGUUAAGCGUCAGAACAAUGGACUGUUGCUUUAAGUUAUUUAUGUAAUAAAUACAUUUAAACUUGCAUGAUGCUUUACAUUUAAAAACAUUCUGAAAUCAAUGCAGAAAGAUCAACCCUAGUGAGUUUUUCACUACAGCAACUUCUUUUUGUUUCUCCCUCCUUAACGGUAAGAGAGGAGAUUGUGGGGAAACUAAACUAAUGAAAUAGCACAUGAUCUUGCACAUCUUCAUUCAUUUAGCAUAGCAUCAAUUAAUCAAGUAAAAUUACACUGUAUUAUCUUAUUUAUUUAAUAUAUAUAAAGCAAAAGUUUGUAUAUCUAUAGAUCACUUUUCUCACUCAAUACAACGAGAAAGGAACGAUUGGAAGAAACUUUGACUAAAAAGCAAAAACAACAAAGAAUUCGGUCUAAUGUUAUUGGACAUUUGAAGAAAGUCCACAGAAGCUGAAAUAUAUAACUAAAGCAGUGAUCCCAAGCAGGUGAAGGAUAGUUAAUUUGGACAGAUUAAUUCUUCCAAACGCUCCAUAUGGAAAUGUACUUUUUGUUUUGUGGAGCAACUUGCUAUGAUAUGAACAUAAAGCAAUUGUAUUUAUUCUAUUUUGGAGCAUUGAAGUAUAUUUCAUUAUUGUUAUUUAAAUGCCUGUACAGUCAUCUGUGCCUACACUUUCUAUAUUUUACAGUCCUACGCUGUAUAUUUCAA
Hemiscyllium ocellatum (epaulette shark) is the source of this 1971-nucleotide messenger RNA. RefSeq names its product GTP-binding protein Di-Ras2. The record is from RefSeq and is a predicted model, not a curated record. Gene Ontology annotation, molecular function: GTP binding; GDP binding; GTPase activity. Gene Ontology annotation, biological process: signal transduction. The transcript is spliced from 2 exons. The coding region runs from base 211 to 807 and encodes 198 amino acids. Lineage: Eukaryota; Metazoa; Chordata; Chondrichthyes; Orectolobiformes; Hemiscylliidae. Gene Ontology annotation, cellular component: plasma membrane.